AGUACAGUUCUGUGGAGAUAGCCAUACAGAGAGACAGGGUCGUCGUUCCUAAACAAACCGUGAAUAGUUUCAGUCGAUUUAUUUAGUGUAGGAGAGUGCUGAAAGGGAAAGGCUAGUCAAGUCUAUCUGUGCCCGAGUGUCACGGAUGCACAAAACAUGCAUGAAAAUGACUUUCGAAAUCAGUUCGCCGCCGUCAUGGAGAUUCUGGUUAAAGAUGCGGUGCGUGAGACCACCAAACUUUACGAAACGGGCGUCCGCGAACUCAGGAUCGAAAUGGCCCAAGUCAAGGAAGAAAACGUAUCCCUCAAGGAGCGGCUCAUGUAUUCUGAAAUUAGGUUGAAAUACAUGAUGAGUUCAAUAGAAAAAAUCAAGCCGAACGAAAGAUGUCAACAAAGCGUGACAGCCGAGGAGCGUGGCGGAGACCCCCCGCGGUUUCCUGAUCCCCCCGGUCAGGCGGACGGCGAUGAAGAGGAGGAAGAGGAGGAGAUAAACCCCGCCGCCGCGCUGAAGGAAGAAAGCCCCGAGGUGCAGUUCGUUCUGAUCAAACAGGAGGACUCUGACAUUGAGGAGUGCUCACCUGGGACCCCUCCGAUCCAGAGACGAGGAGGUGCUGUGCUCUCUGCCUCUCUGGCGGCCGUUGCCACGGCGCCGGCGGCAGUCCAGGACCCCCUGCCCAUAAAAGGGCGGGCCCGAGGGGCAACGGGGCGGGGUCACGCCCCUCUCCCGCCCCUUCCCACGUCCCGCUCCUGUCCCCGGGACCACCAGGAGGCCCGACUGCGCGGCAGAGCCAGCGAGGACCAGCAGGGGACGGGAGCUCUGUCAGGGGGUGGGGCAGAGCGGGGAGGGGCGGAGCAUGGGCAGGAAUGGGCGUGGCACGUGCAGGAAGGGGCAGGGCAUGAACAGGAAGGGGCGGGGCUUGCAUUCUCCCACCACUUUCUGGAUGGGUGGGGCUGUGGGCCCGGGCUGCCACUCCAGCCGCUGCCCGGCAACAGUCGCCAGGGGCAGCCGGACGCGGCGGCGUUCCAGUGCGGCGAGUGUGGGCGUGUCCUGAGCUCCGCUGCUGCCCUGGACUCCCACCGGAGCGUCCACACCGGGGAGAGACCGCACCGCUGCACCCAGUGCGGGAAGACCUUCCCCAGCCUGCGGGGGCUCACCCGCCACAGCCAGGUCCACGCGGCGGAGAGACCGCACCGCUGCACCCAGUGCGGGAAGACCUUCGUCUACCAGUUCAGCCUCACCAAACACCAGCUGGUGCACUCCGGAGAGAGACCGCACGCCUGCAAGCUGUGCGGCAAGAGCUUCGUCUUCAAGUCCGACCUCACCAUCCACACGCGCAUGCACACGGGGGAGAAACCCUACGGCUGCUCCGUCUGCGGCAAGGAGUUCAAACACCGGCGGGCCCUCACGCUGCACCAGCAGGGCCACAGCGGGGAGAGGCGGCACCACUGCCCCUACUGCGCCAAGAGCUUCCUGGACCUGGGCAACUUCAAACGGCACAAGCGCAUCCACACCGGGGAGAAGCCCUACGGCUGCCCCGUCUGCGGAAAGACCUUCACCCAGUCCGCACACCUGAAGAAGCACGUCCUCACGCACAAGUGACAGAAAUACUCUUUUUAUCUGCACAUCUUGUGACCGCAACAUCUGCUGUCUUACAUCAGCUGACAUCGUCUGUUAUGCCAUCUUGUGACAGCAGAUCAUGCGUAUGACAGUGCUAUGCCAGCCUUGUGGCAAGGAGGGGGUUAAGGUUUCUCUCUCAGAGAAGCCAGUUUAUAGUCCAGCGACAGUCCGAACGUCAUGGUGUUCAGCCCAGACCUUGAUCAGCAGAAUGAAGUGCUGGGCUCAAACAGGUAACAGCGGCCCUGUUUGGAUACGGGGCACCCCUGCUGUCUGUAGAUAUCAACACGUAUUUUAGUCUUGUACUGAGACGUCAAAUUCUGUUCAUAUUUUGCUGAAUAGUUUUUUGACAAACAUAGUGCCAAUGAGGUAAAACUGCUUGACUCAAGUAAACCAGCUGAUAUUUUCAACUUGAGAGCAAACGGUGACUCUUGUGACGAGACUAAAAGGGUUAUUAAGACGCUCACUGAUGCUGCCCUGAUGCUGCUGGUGUGUGAUUUAUGAGCGUCCAGAGGUGGAGUUGAUGGAGAUUUAAAUGUCGCAGAUUUAAGUGGGUUUUUUUUUUUUUUCAUUUGAAGAAAAUAACCAUCACUGCUUUUAUUGUGUCGCCUGUUGGCUUUUUCUUUGGUCAAUAAAGUUUUGAGCGCCAUGA
Messenger RNA from Conger conger (European conger), 2266 nucleotides. Its product is annotated as zinc finger protein 696-like. Gene Ontology annotation, cellular component: nucleus. Gene Ontology annotation, molecular function: DNA-binding transcription factor activity, RNA polymerase II-specific; RNA polymerase II transcription regulatory region sequence-specific DNA binding. The transcript is spliced from 4 exons. The record is from RefSeq and is a predicted model, not a curated record. NCBI's taxonomy places the organism in Eukaryota, Metazoa, Chordata, Actinopteri, Anguilliformes, Congridae. Gene Ontology annotation, biological process: regulation of transcription by RNA polymerase II. The coding region runs from base 157 to 1599 and encodes 480 amino acids.